Molecule: messenger RNA, 1864 nt
Organism: Scatophagus argus
Lineage: Eukaryota; Metazoa; Chordata; Actinopteri; Scatophagidae
Gene: doc2g
Product: double C2-like domains, delta
Exons: 12
Coding region: 255-1535 (426 amino acids)
Cellular component (GO): membrane
Source: RefSeq, a predicted model, not a curated record
AAGAGAGUCCACAGGUCAGCUGUGAGAGGUCUGCAGCUGUGGGUGGAGUAAAGUUCUCACCUGUGCACAGUUGCAAACGUGUCCUUUUUUGUUUUCACCAAAGGGAUGAGCAGCUUUGCACAAACCAAGACCAUGAGAGGACUUUUGUCAUCUUUCACCUAACAAGAGUGUGUAAGAAACAGAGGAUGUGAAAGCAGGCAAGAUGGAGUGCUGGCACAGAUGAAGACUGUCCCUGGUCCCGUUUGACAGUCCACAUGAACGUCUCCAAACCCCCACCGCCCCCCUCUGCUUCCCACCUGGCCAUCCCCCCUUCCUCCACCUCCACCCCUUCCUCGUCCGCCUCUUCCCCGGCGGCAACACCCCACUCCACUGCGCUGCCCCCUCCCUCACCAGUCAAGAUCUCUAUGCAGGAGCACUUUGCCAUCAACGUGUGUCCAGGGCCCAUCCUCCCCAUCCCACAGAUCUCAGACUUCUUCCCACGUUUUCACGACUAUCCCUGCACGCCUCCGCCACCGAGGGAGAAGAAGAUCUUGAAAGAGGAGACCUUCAACGGGGAAACGGGUGGAGGAUACAAGGAUGGGGAGAGGAGGGAGAGCAACGACGGUGACAGGGAGGAGCCGCUCGACUCUGAUGAUGAUGACACCUACCUGGGAACGCUGGAGUUCAGCCUGCUCUUUGAUCAGGAGAACAACUGUCUUCAUUGUACUAUUCACAAGGCAAAGGGACUGAAAGCCAUGGAUUCCAAUGGGCUGGCUGAUCCAUACGUCAAGCUUCAUCUUCUCCCCGGGGCUAGCAAGGCAAACAAGCUACGGACCAAAACCCUGAAGAACACGCUGAACCCAGUGUGGAACGAGACGCUGGUGUAUCACGGCAUCACAGCAGCCGACAUGACCACCAAAACACUCAGGCUGUGCGUGUGUGACAUGGACAGACUCGGACGAAAUGAAUUCAUUGGAGAGGUGAGAGUGGCUCUGAAGAAACUGAAAGAGGGCGAGGGCAAACGCUACAAUAUGGGCUUGGAGAGAAUUGCACAGAAUAAAGAAACUAACAAUCAAACAGUGGAGCAGGGGGCGCUUGUGGCAGAGGAGGAGCGUGGCCGAAUCCUGGUGUCACUGUGCUAUAACACAGAGAAGGGCUGCCUGCUGGUUGGGAUCAUACGCUGUGCCCAUCUGGCUGCCAUGGACUCCAACGGCUACUCUGACCCCUUCGUCAAAAUCAUUUUGCAGCCAGAUAUGGGGAAAAAGUCCAAAUACAAGACUUCAGUGAAGAAAAAGACUCUCAACCCAGAGUUCAAUGAGGAGUUUUCAUAUGAAGUACCCCUGGACCAGCUGGCAAAGAAAACCCUGGAGAUCUCUGUGUGGGACUAUGACUUGGGAAUGAGCAAUGACUUCAUAGGAGGAGUGGAGCUGGGCAUCAAUGCAAGUGGACAAAGACUCAAACACUGGUUUGAGUGUCUCAAAAACAAAGGGAAGAAAGUGGAGUACUGGCAUACGCUCACACAGCAAGGAGCCCCGAGCAGUGACAAACCGGACUAGAUUACACAAGAUAUUCAUGCAUACCAACACACACAAGCACACAUGCACACUAACACACACACAUUUGAAAAAUGGUUGAUAACAGAGAUCAAGUAAAGCAGCAGCAAGAGCAAAGGACAAAACAUGCAAUAAUAAUAAAGUUGAAAAUUAAAUCUGUCAUAUAAUGCCAAUAAUUACAGCACCAAGUAUUAGUUAUGAUAAGAUAGUCAUACUAAUAUUAGUGAUGGUAAUAACAUGUAUCCUAAAACUUUUUUAAAAUGUAUUUUUUUCUAAAGGUGAACCAAAUUGUGACAAUGUCCUCAUUAAAGUGUUGACGUAACAAAACAAUA